UGAGAAAAGACAUAUCGAGUUAAUCAAAAGUCAGAAAUCAAGAGGAGAUCGAUCGACUUUGAGCAGGUUUAAAUAAAAAUGUCUCGGGGAGUUAAAGGAGCCGCAAUUGGUAUUGAUCUUGGAACGACAUACUCAGUUGCUGCGGUUUGGUUUCAAGGGAAAAAUCGCGUGGAGAUCAUACCGAAUGAGCAGGGAAACAAGAUAACUCCAUCAUGUGUAGCUUUCGAUGAUACAGAGUUAUUUGUAGGCGAGGGUGCAAAAAACCAGAUCACUAGGAACCCUUCUAAUACGGUGUUUGAUGUUAAGCGUUUGAUUGGAAGCAGAUUUGGUGAUUCUCGAGUGCAGAAGGACAUGGAGUCGUGGCCUUUUAAGAUCAUUGAAGGGCCUGCAGAGAAGCCAACUGUUGUAGUCGAGUUCAAGGGUGAAAAGAGGGAGCUAGCCCCUGAAGCGUUAUCGUCCAUGGUUCUCAUGAAGAUAAAAGAGUCUGCUGAAGAAUUUAUUGGGACAAAGGUGUCGGAUGCUGUGAUCACGGUUCCUGCUUAUUUUAACGACAAACAACGAGAGGCAACAAAGGAAGCAAGUACCAAGGCAGGGUUCAAUGUGAUUCGUUUGAUAAAUGAGCCUACAGCAGCUGCAAUUGCAUACGGUUUGGACAAUAUGGCUGACAAAAAGUGGUACAAGAUUGAUAAGAAUAAAAAUGUUUUGGUCUUUGAUUUGGGUGGCGGAACCUUUGAUGUAUCUCUUUUGACGGUUGGUAAAAAAGGUGUCGUUGUCAAAGCGGUUGGGGGUGAUACUCAUUUAGGUGGUGAGGAUUUUGAUAAAACGUUAGUUGAUUACUGCAUUGAUAAAUUCAAGAAACAACAUGGGGAGGUCGACAUUAGAGGCAAUCCAAGAGCAUUAGGGAGGUUGAAAGUUGCCUGUGAGAAAGCAAAGAGGGAUUUGUCAUCAACCACAAUUACUCGAAUUGAGAUCGACUGUUUGUAUGGUGGGAUUGACUUUUCAAUUAAAAUCAGUCGGGCUAAAUUCGAGGAACUAAAUUUAACAUACUUUGAGAAGUGCAUUCAGCUAGUGGAAAAAUGUCUGAUUGAUGGGAAAAUGAAGAAGGAAAUGGUGGAUGAUGUGGUAGUCGUUGGGGGGUCGACUAGGAUUCCAAAAGUACAACGAAUGGUGGAGGAGUUCUUUGAUGGGAAGAAACUCUGCAAGAGUAUGAAUGGCGAUGAGGCUGUUGCAUCCGGCGCUGCAAUAUUGGCUUCAAGGUUAAGUGGAAACAAUGGCAAGAUUCAAGAUAUCGUCUUGAUAGAUGUCACUCCCCUCUCGUUAGGAAUUGAGGUUAAGAAUAUGGAAGGUGAAAACGGUUUCAUGAAGGUUAUUAUUCCGAGGAACACAUCCAUACCCACAAGCAAGGUGGAAAUGUUUGUUUCAAACGAGAACUCUACAAGGGCAAAGAUCGCAGUGUAUCAAGGUGAGAGUGACAGAGUUAAGGGCAACACGUUACUUAGCGAGUUCAACCUUAGCGGGCUUACACUAGGUCCCAAUGGGACGUCAAAAAUCAAAGUAGUCUUUGAUGUAGAUGUUAAUGGGAUACUUUGCGUUUCUGCGGAGGAAAUAUCCACAGGUCAAAGAAAAACAAUCACAAUUGCAAAGACCUGAUCAAAGUGG
This is a messenger RNA of Erigeron canadensis, 1659 nucleotides long. RefSeq names its product heat shock cognate 70 kDa protein-like. Gene Ontology annotation, cellular component: cytoplasm. The transcript is spliced from 3 exons. Gene Ontology annotation, biological process: protein refolding; cellular response to unfolded protein. Bases 79 to 1650 code for a protein of 523 amino acids. The record is from RefSeq and is a predicted model, not a curated record. NCBI's taxonomy places the organism in Eukaryota, Viridiplantae, Streptophyta, Magnoliopsida, Asterales, Asteraceae. Gene Ontology annotation, molecular function: ATP binding; ATP hydrolysis activity; misfolded protein binding.